AUGGAUAAAAAUCGCAAGAAAAUCAUGGAAGAGCUUAUGCAAAAACUUGAGGAGAAAAACAGAAAGCGGGAAGAGAAUGGUGGUGGAAGAGACGAAGCAAGCGCAAGAAAUGUGUUGGAACAGGGCAUACGGGAAAAUGAGGUCAGAGGCGAUGAUGAAUCAAAGGAUAAAGUGCAAGUAGACGAUGAUGUUCUAUACAUAGACAAAGAACUGCUAAGUGAUCGGAAGAGCAAAACGAAAAAACGAUCUGAAGGUCUGAAGAACGCUAUAAAGUGCAUUCAAUGUCAGUUCGAAGUGAACGGCAGUGAAGUGAACUUCGUGUUUUAUUGUCCGCAGUGCAACGAGUAUUGGUUGAUUUUAAAUGAGAUGAUGGGGAUAGAAGGAAAUGAAUCAUCGAUAAAUUUGAGCAGAUUAGGCGAUAAUGUUGAGGACGAGAGCAAGGUCGAAGUUUUGCAGAAAAUUUUGGCUGAUUUGUUGCCUAGCGUGAGCAGUGAAGAUUCAAAAGACGAAGAGAAAUAUAGAACUGAGAUAGAAGCGACUGAAAAAGAAGAAAGUAAGGCGUCAUUUGACAGAGAACAACUGAAUUUAGCUAUAUCGGACGUUAUAGAAGCGCUUCAAAGCAGGAAACAAGAUAGUAGUCGUUCACGAAUCUCUAAGAGCGGAGCGUUAAGACAAACGGGCUUCUUCAGCAUAGGCAUACAGGAGGGAGCCGCAAAUGUUCCAGAGCCAAAGAAUAAACCAAAGGUGGGAGCGAAAAGUGAAACAGCGAGCAAAGAGAGCGUAAAUAAGUCCGGAAAGGCAUUAAAAAGAAAAGCAGACGAGAUGAACGAAAAGCCGUCCGAUCUAACAGAUGAGACCACACAGCAAGUACAAGGAAAAGAGCGAACAUCAGGGAAGGAAGAGGAGCCUGGAGCCGUAGAUAAAAAGGAGUCGAAAAUAUUCUAUACACCUAUAAGCGUGAGUGAUACGUACUUGAUACUACAGAACGAAAGCACCACAAAAUCAUCAGAAACAGGAAAAGCUAUUGAUGGGAAAGACUCGCGAGUUGAGAGCCUGGAGAGGUCUAAUACGAAAAAGGAGAUCGAAAAAUCAGUUGAUCAGGAAAGCAUAGCAGGAAAAUCAUCAAAAGGAACGAGUGUUGGGGAGAAAUCUGCUAAAUCGCUCAUUAAAGAGAAACUGCCGCAAGAAAGUCCAAAGGAAGAGACAGAUAGAAGUAUAAAAAGUGUGGAUAUGCAGAGUGCAAUGGGAAAUACAGUUAGUGAGCUUAAUGACAAUUUAAAGGUCAUGAUGCCAAGUGAGUUUGUGCAGCUCGAAGAGGGCGAGAUAUCUGAUCGGGAUCACAUGCGGCCAGAACAUAAAACAAGUUCUACACAGGCUGUGGAUGGUAAAUCGGAGAAAUCGAGCGUAAGUUCGGUGGAAAAGGGAAGCAAACCAGGUGAAAAGACAUUUUACACCGACAUGCUGAGCACGAUCAGCCAAUUAUGGAGUAAAAAAUCGGUCAACAAGAAGUCACCACGUGAUAGGAGCGAAUUAAGCUCGAGCCAAGCCCGAAAGAUGGACAAAACACCGGCUGAAGCAGGAAAAGAAAAGCCUACCGGUACAAGUAUGGAAUCACGAUCUUCAAUGGAUAAACUGGAGAGUUCUGGUCGAGAUAAGGAAAAAAUAAGUAGCAAAAUUAGUUCUGUGACUCCAUCAAUUUCUAUCAGAGAGGUGAAACAAUCGUCCAUGGUAAAAAGUACUACUCCAAAAAACGAAGAAACGUCUGAAGAACAAACUAAACCCAGGACCGAAACCGAAAAAGGCAGUAAAAAUGGUAAAUCGACUGUGUCAUUUGCUGGUGAGAAAAUGGUCGAGAGUAAACCGAUCGAUAGGUCAAACGUUGAUAGAACAGAAGGAACAGGCUAUGCAGCGGAUGUGGAGAAUGAGCUGUCCAUGCCCGUAAAGGAUGGAGUAUCAGAGGAACGAAAAACAGAAAGCUCUGAUAAGUCGGUUAGUGCGCGGUCAACGGGCAAGAACACCGUGGAAAGGAGUAUAACGGUAUCGUCUCGGGAAAAUGCGCAAAAGCCAUCGCAGAAGGUAGUUGGAAAGGGAAACUCACACAAUUUAGUCGAUGACAUGCGUAAAUUGGUGGAAGAGGAGGAAAGUCUUAAAGUAAAGAAAAAAUCACCGAAUAACACUAUAAAAUCGGACAGCAGCUUCACAACGCAGACGAGAACAACAACCGACAGAUCAUCUGAAAAAUCCUCUAAAAUUUACCAGAUGAGCGAUGCAGAGCUCAAAGAAGCAAUCGGAGACACAGAAAAAUUGCAAUCCUUAGAAAAGAAGCUGAAUGCCACCAACAGUACGCUGAACAGACAUGUCUCAUCCAUACAGGAUGCUGUAGGAGCACAUGAUGAUUUUAUCACCGCACAAGAGGUGGUUCUAGGCGAUGAAACAUUGAAACAAAUGGAGAAUAAAAGUAGAGAAGAGGAAGAACAGAGCAAAGCAGAGAAAAAAGUUCAAAAAACAGUGGAGGGUUCAGGUGUGACGGGCUCAUCGAAGCCGACACUUGGAAAAUCAAUGAUUGAUUCGUUGCAGGUUCGUAAGCGCUCAAGAUCAGAACUGGACAAGGAAGAUGAAAAAGCAGCAGAAACAGUGCCAACAGAGACAAUAACUGUAAGAACACCCACUGAGGAAGUGUUUAACGAUUCAGAUAUAAUAGACAACGUGCCAACAGAGAAAAAAUCGUUUAUUGACGUUUUGAAAAGUAAAAUUGACUCGAAUAGGUCGGUAAGGGAUAUUGGCGACCAUACAGAAAGUGAACAAAGCAUUGGAGUAAGCUAUUUUGAUGACGAUAAAAGGAAAAGUAGCCUUGGAAAGAGUAAUGAGAUAUCGGAGCGGAUGUUUGGUUCAAAGGUAUCAGCAGAUGCUAAAACAAUUGAGAACAUAGGGGAUUACAACGAUGCUGAGCAGCAAGUAGCCGAAGAAAGCAGAGAAGGGAUGAAGUCGGAUGGCAAAACAAUUGAGAACAUAGGGGACUACAACGAUACUGAGCAGCAAGUAGCCGAAGAAAGCAGAGAAGGGAUGAAGUCGGAUGGUAAGACAAUUGAGAACAUAGGGGAUUACAACGAUACUGAGCAGCAAGUAGCCGAAGAAAGCAGAGAAGGGAUGAAGUCGGAUGGUAAGACAAUUGAGAACAUAGGGGAUUACAACGAUACUGAGCAGCAAGUAGCCGAAGAAAGCAGAGAAGGGAUGAAGUCGGAUGGCAAAACAAUUGAGAACAUAGGGGAUUACAACGAUGCUGAGCAGCAAGUAGCCGAAAAAAGCAGAGAAGGGAUGAAGUCAGAUGAGAAUAUGGCACGUGAUGAAAGAAAAAAUAUGGAACGCAGUGCAGGUCCAGUCUCUGAAUCGUCGUCUCCAGCAGGAAAGACAACAACUUCAUCAGAGAUCAGAACAAAGAGCAGGAAUAUGUCGACCAUAACCAAUUAUGGAAGUGGUGUGAAGAGCGAAAGCUCGACUAGUAGGUUGAAAGACUCGGUGAUUAAAGAAGUUAAGAAUCUAAGCAGCAUUAAAGAAAGCUCUAGCCGGAGCACAAGCCCUACACUGAGCUCUACACCAGUUAAGAGUGCUAAGAAAGAAAAAGGCAGGAUCAGCGAGAUCAGAAAAACUCUCACAAGUGGUCAAAAAGAGGAUAAAAAGGCUUUAUUAUCAAAAAGUAUUUCGAGCAAGGCAUCGUCUAGUGUUGAACAAAAGUCUCCUGUUCCAGAAAAGUCUAAACCCAGCAAAGCAUCUAUUCCAAGUGCAGAAGAUAAAUCAACGGUCAGAGAACCGCUGAGUUCAGGUGACAUAGUCUUUCCCAAAACACCAACAACCAGUAACAUCAAAGAGAGAAAAAGUACUUCAGUGAAUGUGUCUACAGCCGGUUCUAGCACUAUAUAUAGCAACAGCAAUCCUCUGGUCGUAGUGGAUACGGAUAAAAAGGAACCAAAGGAAGAAGAAAGCUCUGAAAAAUUGCCAAUGCAACAGAAAAGUGAUGAAAAAGGGGCGCAACCGAAGUUAGAGAAAAUGACUGAUGGAUCAGUGGCAAAGGAUAAAUCACUUAGAUCUGUUGGAUCUAAAGGUGUGCCGGUAGAAUUAAUGUACGAAGAUGUAUCGGCAGCUAGAGAAUCUAAAAUAAAGGGAGUUGAUGGUGUGACCAAGAAAGAGACUGGAGAUGAGAAAUUGAAAGGGAAAAAAAUUGAAGGCGAAGAGAAAAAGAAAAAAUUGGUAGAUGAUAAAAGAAAGGAAGGGGAGCCAGCUGAAGACAAGAGCAUGGCAGAUAAAGUGCCUUCAGAUAGAAGGACGGGUGAAAAACAGCCAAAGGAUAAAGAACAAAUCGAUCUAUCCAAAAUACAGAAAGGUCGUGGAACCAAAUCUGAUAUGAUUGCAAGUUCCUCUUCAAGCACGAGAAAAGAAUCUGUAGAGAAUCAGCAUAAAGCCUUCAUUAGCGAUAAAGAGGGAAUGGAACAAAGUACAAGUAAAGUACCCGUUUCUCAGCUCAAGGAGUCUAUUAAUCAUUCAGUAUCAUCGAGCACACACGACAAAUCUGUGUCAAAGGUUGAACAGUCGGAACAAAAGACCGACGAAAAACAGCAAUUAACGCAUCAUGUGUCAUUUUCCGAUUAUUCAUCCUAUGAAGUCGAAACAGUCGAAGAGGAACCUGCUGCAGGACGUAGAGAUACAGAGGAAGAAAAGGUGAAAAAGAAGAAGGCCAGGAGAUCGAAAGGAGAGGAAUCUACAGAGAUUGGCAAAGAAUCGCGAGCAGCCUCUGUGAUAAUUCCUAGAUACAAAUUGAAACCGACCCGUAAAAGAAAGGACAAACACAAGGUGAAGGUUUAUCUCUUGCACUCACGGAUGACUUCGUCCGACAGUCUAUCAGACAAAUCAGAUAAGGUAGAUGUCGGUGAUGGACGCGUACAACAGCUGGUAAAGUUCUUUGAAAAGAUUAUAAAGAAGACAGAUGAGAAGAAAGAAUAG
Vavraia culicis subsp. floridensis is the source of this 4995-nucleotide messenger RNA. RefSeq lists its product as uncharacterized. The coding region runs from base 1 to 4995 and encodes 1664 amino acids. The transcript has a single exon. NCBI's taxonomy places the organism in Eukaryota, Fungi, Microsporidia, Pleistophoridae. The record is from RefSeq and is a predicted model, not a curated record.